Molecule: messenger RNA, 4082 nt
Organism: Apis mellifera (honey bee)
Lineage: Eukaryota; Metazoa; Arthropoda; Insecta; Hymenoptera; Apidae
Product: 6-phosphofructo-2-kinase/fructose-2,6-bisphosphatase
Exons: 6
Coding region: 975-2609 (544 amino acids)
Biological process (GO): fructose metabolic process; fructose 2,6-bisphosphate metabolic process
Cellular component (GO): cytosol
Molecular function (GO): ATP binding; 6-phosphofructo-2-kinase activity; fructose-2,6-bisphosphate 2-phosphatase activity
Source: RefSeq, a predicted model, not a curated record
CUGCAGCAAGUCAAGGAACACCAGUCAUUGAAACCUCGUCGUCUUGAAUAGAGAUAGUGUUUUCUUGUCUCAUAAAAAUCAUUUCUAUUUCGUUUUCACUUUGAUUUUUAAACACUUUCUUCGCUGAUCACAAUAUAUACAUAACUGUGAGACACCAGGCAGAUUUCCAACAUACGGUAUUAAAUAUAUCGAAAAAUUGCACAACAUUAAAAUAUCACUAGUUAUAUUCGAAAGUUUUGGUGAAUAAAAUUAAAAGAAAGCGAAUUUCAAAAUUGAUUUAACCAGUGUCCAAAUAUAACUACGUUGUCUUGGGUGGAAAAAGAAAAAAGAAAGAACAAAAGGGUGAGACAUACUUUACAAUAUAAAUAUACCUAAAUUGGAGACGGUAGAGGAGACGAAAGGGGACACCGGCGUACAAGAGGACGGUGAAACAGCACCGUGACUAUGUAAACUACUAACAAAUACUUGUGGCAGCGCGUGCGCAUAGCCGAGCACAUUCUCUAGUAACAAUACGAAGCAACGAAAUAGCAACGUGAUCAAAAAAUUGUUGACAAUAAAACGAUUAAAUAAAUCAAGGUACGUAGAGGGUUACUAAGAAAAGUAAAAAAAAGCGGAGAACUGGGCUUUUCUUCAAACAAAGACAAAGAAGCACGCAAACUGGCUCCGGAGGUGAGGAUCAAGCAAAUUGGAAUGAGGGAGGACUUGUUGUCCAUAAUCCGGCACACAAGCAGCGAUCAUUUUUCGGAAGAACUUUAGCCUAAAAGAAAACGGCAGAAGAAAUAAAAAGAAAACUAGCAAUAGGCCAUUGUUUACGAGUAUUCUAUACAAAUAGAGGGCUCUCGCUCGCUGGAUAUUUCAAACAAAAGUGUUGCCAGGAUUUCAUUUACCUUUACUAUCAUUUAAUUCUUGUCUACUUACUGGCCGCUUUCAUCUUGGGGAGAAGAAAUAAAUCUAAUUAAAUUUUUUAUCGUGUUAUGCCCUGGCUUGUUACUUGUUUUGAUCUGUUGGCACCGAUUCUUGGGUAUUGUCUGGCCAUAAGAAAAUUAGCACUGCAAGCCGGAAUUUUUCAGGAAGAGAACAAUAAAUCAAUUGUACCACAGGCAGCUAAUCCAUCCAAUACGUCGAAUAGAUCGAAGGAAAACUCGUUGAGCACUAAGAUCAUGGCUCCGAGUGCCGAGGAACAACGCCAAGAACCUAAUAAGGAUAAAAUCAGUAUAAGGACGCAGGGAAUAAUGAAAUCCCCGCGUAAAUUCGCAGGAGUUGUGAUAGCGAUGUGUGGUUUACCAGGUCGUGGAAAAAGCCAAGUGGCUCAAUGUCUUUCGCGUAGGCUCAACUGGAAUGGCGAUUCCACCAAAAUAAUGAGCGUCAGCGACUACCGGAGAAAAAGAUUGGAACCAUACGGUGAAGCGGUGUCGCACGAGCUAUUUCGCCCUGAUCACACAGCGAAUACAGCAUUAAGAGCAUUGGCCCAACGAGACGCGAUGCAUGACUGUGCCGCAUGGCUCACAGCCGGGAAUUCCGUAGCUAUCCUGGACGCCACAUUGGUAACACGAGCGCAGCGCGCCGAGGUCUUCGACUAUUUUUCUGGACAACUUGGUUAUCGUGUCCUUUUUAUCGAGUGUGUCUGCGACGAUCCAGUCGUUCUGGAAAGAAAUUAUAAAGACAUAUUACGAUACAGCGCCGACUAUGCUGGCAUGGAUCCGGUACGAGCUGAGGAGGAUUUACGGCUCAAGGUAGCUCAUUAUAUUAAAUCUUACGAGCCGAUGGACGAGAAGACGUAUCCUCGAAUUCGUAUCGACACUGGCAGCAUGGACAUCGAGACUUGCAAGGUGUCAGGCCAUGUGGAGUCAAGCGUACUUGGAUAUCUUGGAAGUGUCACGGUCAAACCGCAUACUCUUUAUUUCUCUCGGCACGGUGAAAGCGAGUUCAAUGUAUUGGGCAAGGUCGGUGGCGAUGCGGUAUUAAGCACGCGUGGCGAAAGAUACGCACAAGCAUUGGCUACAAAAUUCAAUGCUAUGCGAAUUCCUGAUCUGCGCGUAUUGACCAGUCGUCUUCGAAGGACUAUCGCGACUGCACGUGGGGUUGAGGCACCUCAAGAACACGUAGCGGCACUUAACGAGCUCCACGCUGGUAUCUGUGAAGGUCUUUCUUAUGAGGAGAUGCAAGAGCAUUAUCCGCAGGAAUUUGCAUGGCGCGAUCAGGACAAGCUGCGCUAUCGUUAUCCAUGGGGAGAAAGUUAUAUAGAUGCGAUGCAACGCGUAGAACCGGUAAUUGCUGAAUUGCAAAGAUCUGACAACGUGUUAGUGGUAUCCCAUCAAGCUAUUCUGCGUUGCAUUAUCGGUUUCUUCAUGGAUAAGAAACCAGAGGAGCUGCCUUACAUGGAAGUACCAUUGCAUACUAUCAUCCGAGUUAGCAGCCAAGGUUAUAAUUACACGCUCGAAUUUUUCAAGCUACCGAUCGAGUGUGUGAACACUACCCGUGUCAAGCCGAAUAAUUGUAGCGCUGAUAGAAGCGCGGAUGAUGCUCUGAUAACAGUCCCACCGCAUUUCGACAUCCCGGAUCCCUGGAGAAAUCCUGGUAGUGGACCUACUCUCGUCCAGCAACACUGAGAAACCGCACGACGAUCCACGAUCUCGUCGAAAAUUCGAUCUCUGUUCGGUUGCAAUUUCAGAUUUUAAUAGUAAUAUUUUGCAAUUUUGGUUAAAUUUAGAUAGAACGGGGAUUAAAAUUGAGAUAUUAUACGAAAAGAAAUUAAUUGAGAAUAAUUUUAAAAUGUACGUAGAUCGUUUUAAGAUAUCUUAUCGUUUUAAUUUAAAUUAAUAAUCAAUAAGGUCAAUUGAUAUAUUUGCCGAUAUCGUGGAAUAUAUAUACAUAUAUAUAUAUAUUAAAAAAAAAAAAAAAAAAAAAAAAGAAAAAAAGAAAAAAAAAGAAGAAGAAAAGAAAAGAAAAGAAAAAAAGAAAAAAAAGAAGAAGAAAAGAAAAGAAAAGAAAAGAAAAAAAAGAAAAAAAAAAGAAAACAGGAUCGAAUAAUUCUCGAAUAAUUUAAUAUUAAUUAUAUUUAGAAUGAUGAUUUCGGUUUUCUAUUAUCCAGUUUUGUUGACGAGAAAUUCUUUGACACUCAAUUUUUCUUCGAGAAUUUUAUUCUCAUUGGCAGCAAUUCUAUAUCCUGCUGCGGAGCCCUCUAUAUACGUUUAGUUUUAUUAGGAAUUAUAUAUCUAAACAAUAUUGUAUUAGUUAUAUAUCAUAGGGAGUAGAUUAUACGACAAAUAUUUUAAUUGUACAUUUAAAUGUGAAAAGGCAGAUAAGAUUGAAUUGUAGGGGAUGCGAAGCACGGUCUCUCGUAUCAUCUCGUAUUUUAAUUUCAGAAUAAACAUUAGUGCAACGAAUAUAGGAAAGAUAUUUCGUAUUUUCAUACUAUUUAGAUCAUAGAAUUUUAAGCUUAUGACAUUUUCUUAGUUCCUAAAAUAAUCAUUUUAUCUUCGAAAUUUCAAUGACGUAAGAAUUUUUAAAUAGACGAUCGAAGCUAUAGCAUAUAUGAAAUUUAACUAUUAAUUAAAUUAACGAUAUCUCUUUUAAAAUAAAUAAAUGACAAAUAUUUCGUUCGUAGAUUAGAAAAAUGAUAGAUAAAUAUGAAUUUUUACGCACAUUAGGAUAAUUGUUAAUAGCGUAUUGUCUUUUUAAAAAAAAAAAAAGUAUUUUUUCACUAUGAGAACGCGAGAAACAGUCGGCAAUUGCUUUAUACGAGAGGCGCGUUUUUUCGUCGAUUGCUGCGUUUCGGUUAGGAUUGUAUAUUAGUAAAUGUAUAUUAAUAAACCGCAUAAAUGAGCAUAAUAUUUCAUUAGGCAUCACGUGGAAAUCUUCGAGCAUUUGCUGUAAAACAUCCUCGAGGAUUCACGAAUGCAGAAUGUGAAUUAGAAUGAAAAAGAAAGAAGCUGUACGGGUCUAUAUUUAUUACGAAAAGAUAAGAGAGACAAGGAAAGAAAAUGGGGGGAAUUAUUUUUUUAUAAAAAUUAAAAAAAUGUUUUUACCCCAGAACAGAAAUUGUUUCUCUUUGAUUUUCACGAAAUAAAUAAAAAAAAUCA